Penaeus indicus is the source of this 1756-nucleotide messenger RNA. Its product is annotated as galactosylceramide sulfotransferase-like. Gene Ontology annotation, cellular component: membrane. NCBI's taxonomy places the organism in Eukaryota, Metazoa, Arthropoda, Malacostraca, Decapoda, Penaeidae. Gene Ontology annotation, molecular function: galactosylceramide sulfotransferase activity. The coding region runs from base 82 to 1257 and encodes 391 amino acids. Gene Ontology annotation, biological process: glycolipid biosynthetic process. The transcript has 6 exons. The record is from RefSeq and is a predicted model, not a curated record.
UGUACUACUGGCCUUGAGACUAGGAACAUCAGAUUUUAGAGUUCCGCUGCUGUGGAUCACCAUGGACAUACGUCUGGCACUAUGAAACAUACGGUUGCUGCGAAGACACUCGGUGCUGCGGCUGUGGCGCUGGUGAUGCUCAAUUUCUUGUACCACCACUACAACGACCUCAUUGGUCACGAUCCCACAGCCCCUGCGGAUAGCCCGUAUCCACGAACGGAAGCUGCAACGUCACCGCAAGAAGACGAAGAGCGCAAGUGUGAACCUAAGAGGAACCUCGUGUACCUCAAGACGCACAAGUGCGCCUCUUCUACUCUCCAACGAGUGUUCCUCAGGUAUGGGAAAGAGCAUAAUCUGAGCUUCGUGCUGCCGGCUUCCAGUAACUACUUGGGCUGGAAGCUUCCGUUCCGGCCCCGCAUGAUUCCUCCGGACCUGCGCUCCCCAAGUGGCAAAUACAACAUGUUCCUUCUUCACACGCGCUUCAGCGAGGACGCCAUAUCGCAGGUAAUGCCAAGGGACUGUGUGUAUGUAACUAUCCUGCGUGAGCCCAUUGACCAGUUCGAGAGCCUUUGGGGAUUUCAAGAACUUGAACAGUUCUACAACAUGAGCAUCGAUCAGUUUGCCAAGCUGCCCUACGAAAAGGCGGUGCGGUGGCGGAAGGGGGACCUGUUCGGCAUCCACCAGAUGAUGUUUGAUUUGGGCCACGGCGCUGUGGGGGAGGACACUGAGGCCGAGUUCCAGCACAGACUCGAUCAAAUAAAUUCAACUUUUGACCUGGUCAUGCUUGCAGAGAGAUUUGAUGAAUCUCUUGUGCUCCUGAAACACCUCAUGUGCUGGACAACAGAUGACAUUGUGUACCUCAGCAUCAAUGCAAGGAAAGAAAACAAGAAGAAGAACAUUACGGACGAAACAAAAAGUCUCCUGCACUCGCUGAACAAGCCUGAUGUUAAACUGUACGAUUUCUUCGCUAAAAUAUUUGACCGGAAGGUUAAGGCCUUUGGUGAAGAGAAAAUGCAAAAGGAACUACAGGAAAUGAGAGAUGUUAAUGAUAAAAUGAAGAAACGAUGUGUGGCCGAUGAGGAAUCAAAGGUCACUGGUGAACUCAAAUGGAGAGAAGAUAUAGUCAGUUUAGCAGUGAAGGAAGACAAGGUGUGCGUGGACCUUGUUAAAAAAGAAGUAAGCUUUGUAGAUGAAGUGCGAGAAAGACAAAGAAUGUGGAUAAAAAAUGGCUGGCCUUUGAAUAAAACUGUAACGUGAUUCUGAUGCGUGGCGUGUUUAUCUAGUUAUUUUUUGUGCGUAAACAAUGAUGCUAGGGAGACGUGGUUUGGUGCAUGUAUGUAGACGUUCCUAAUAAGCAUGCGUGAAUUUCUUCUCACCUGCACAAACUGUCAGUCGACAGCAGACUUCCGAUACGUGAGUGGCGUCGGAUUUUCCUUUUUGACAAAAUGUCAAACACACUUGAUCAAUACUGCACCAUUUCUAUCGUUAAGCUUGGGGAUUCCCGAGUGGAAAUGAGCCGCAGCAUUCAACAAGCCUUCGGUAACGAGGCAAUGGGCAUCACACAGAUUAAGUAGUUGUCACUAUCAAAGAUAGUGAAACAUUUCUGGUAGGGUCUCAAUAUCGUGAAAUGACACACACACACACACACACACACACACACACACACACACACACACACACACACACACAUACACACACACACACACACACACACACACACACACACACACACACACACACACACACAAGCACACAC